AUGUGGUCGUUGAAAGAGCUCAUCGCUUCCGCCUUCUUGUUUCUUGCUGGCCUUAUUGUUCUCGUUAUCGCUAUUGGCGUGUGGGCUCUCUUUCGUAACUUUGCCAGCCGUCCAGCUCAUCCAGUUUCCCCCAACCUUGGCGAAAAUACUCCUCAUGUCACCAUAAUUCGACCGAUCAAAGGCGUCGAGCCUCGACUCUACGAUUGCAUUGCCGCAUCGUUUCGCCAGAACUACCCCCAAAACAAGAUCUCGAUCCGUCUCUGUCUCGAAAAUGACAAAGAUCCGGCGUACCCGAUCCUACAGAGGGUCCUUGAGGACUUCCCCGGUAUCGAUGCGCGUAUCAUGCUUGAGGUAGACGACCUUGCGUUAGGCACGACGCCGAAUAUGGGGCCGAAUCCCAAAAUUCGUAAUCUCAGCCGAGCAUACCGAGAGGCCACAGGGGAUAUUGUGUGGAUUGUGGAUUGCAACGUCUGGAUGGCCAAGGGAGUCUUGGGGCGCAUGGUUGAUAAGCUUGAGGGAUGCAAUGGUGACGGUGGUAACGUUCCCUACAAGUUUGUCCACCAACUACCCAUUGUUGUUGACUUGAUCGACUAUUCCACACCGGUUGCAGCAGACGGUCAGCCCCUGUUAGCUGCUUCCCCUGUAGAAGACGAUGCGUCAGAUCACUCGGGCGAAGGGGGUUCUCAUGAUAAUCCCAAGGUUUGGGCUCAAGGUGGCGGGCGACUCGACGAAAUGUUCAUGGCAACAUCGCAUGCCAAAUUCUACAGUGCUAUCAACACUUCUCGUGCAGCGCCUUGCGCAGUGGGCAAGAGCAACAUGUUCCGCAAAUCUCACCUCGAUCACGCGACCAACGCUGUACUGAAUCCUAGGAUACCUCAGGACAAGAACCUCCCAACGGGCGUGGAUUACUUUUCGCACAAUAUCUGCGAAGAUCAUAUGAUCGGCGAUAUCCUUUGGAAUACUGAAUUUCCCGGCCACAGGAACCAUGGGUUAGUCUGGGGUGACAUCGCUGUUCAGCCGAUGUCGGGCAUGUCUGUGAAAGCAUAUGCGGCACGACGCUCUCGCUGGCUCAGAGCGAGAAAGUUCACGGUUCUCCCAGCCACACUCAUUGAGCCUUUCACCGAGUCUUUCGUGUUUGCCACAUAUUUUACUUUUGCAAUCACCACACUGCGGAUAUGUGGCAUUCCUCCGACCUGGGCUGCUAGGGUGAUUGCAUGGCUUACAACAAUCACUGUCUGGAUGCUUGUCGACUUUUUCGGCUACAGACGUUUGCACUCUGGCGUUACUAUGGAGGUUGAUGAGGAGACACCUCGUUUCGCCAGAGGGUUCAUGAAUCGAGAUGGAAUCAAAACUCGCAAAUUCUUAGAGUUCCUAGCUGCCUGGAUUGUCCGUGAAGCUUUAGCUCUUCCAAUCUGGGCCUACGCAGUUGUCUUCGGGAAUACCGUUAACUGGCGAGGAAGACGGUUCCGUAUUCGUAGGGAUACAACUGUUGAAGCACUUGAUGCCGAAGAAGAACGGAGUCGUCAGAUGCAGACUCCUGAGCUUGAAAGGGGACCUUCCCAGAAUAAGCAACGGGUUGAUUGA
Messenger RNA from Fusarium redolens, 1584 nucleotides. RefSeq lists its product as uncharacterized. Gene Ontology annotation, molecular function: ceramide glucosyltransferase activity. Gene Ontology annotation, cellular component: membrane. NCBI's taxonomy places the organism in Eukaryota, Fungi, Ascomycota, Sordariomycetes, Hypocreales, Nectriaceae. The record is from RefSeq and is a predicted model, not a curated record. Gene Ontology annotation, biological process: glucosylceramide biosynthetic process. Bases 1 to 1584 code for a protein of 527 amino acids. The transcript has 2 exons.